This is a messenger RNA of Arabidopsis thaliana (thale cress), 540 nucleotides long. RefSeq lists its product as uncharacterized. The transcript is spliced from 3 exons. NCBI's taxonomy places the organism in Eukaryota, Viridiplantae, Streptophyta, Magnoliopsida, Brassicales, Brassicaceae. Bases 1 to 540 code for a protein of 179 amino acids. The record is from RefSeq and is marked reviewed.
AUGAAGAAAGCGGUAUUUGAGAGGGAAGUAGAAGAACAUGGAGAGGAAGGUGGGUCUGGUUCUCUGUUUAGUAAAGAAGAAGGUGGGUUAGGGGAAGGUGGAUUAGGUCAGUUGGUUAGGGAUGUGAGGAAAGGAAGGGAAGGUUGGGCCAGGCAAGCUAGGGAAGUUGAGAAGGUUGGGCUAGGGAAGUUGGGAGUUGGUGUUUCCCUUGUUCCCAAAAAAGACAAGGCUGAGUUGCCCCUUCUACCAUCUGAGGUGGAAUACGGAUCAAGAUUUGCUGAGUAUCUCUUGAUCGAAGGGUUCAAGCCGCUAAAGCGGAAAGAUAUAUCUCUUCGCCUGAAGCGUUGUGGAUUUAGGCGUGUCACGCCAACCUUCUGUAAGUUCCUGGAUAAUCGUUCCCGGAUAAUGCCUGCCGCAGGGACUAACCCUAUCUUCGCGCAUACUUCCUUGUUUGUCUGGGAGUUGAAUCAGAAGCAUCGAAUGAAAGCUUCUUUACAGGACCUCUUCUAUUUCCCUCCAUUCUUCUUCCUAGUGACCUAG